UUAUCAUAAAUUUUUAUGUGGGCAUGUGGCAGUGUGAAGACUAUCCAUACCUGUCCACCCCAAACCUCCAAUAGUGGGGCUUCUUCUGCUUUGAGAUUGGGAAAAGUUGAUGGUUUGCCCUUAUCUAACAAGUUGCAUGCAUUUGUUGAAUAUGAAUCUAUUGAGCUGGCUGAGAGAGCAGUUGCUGAGCUGAAUGAUGAGGGAAACUGGAGGAGUGGCCUCUGGGUUCGCCUAAUGCAUAGACGCAUGUCUAAACCAUCCCAAGGACGAGGAAAGAAGGGACUUGAUGUUGAAGUUGGCUGUGAUGAGGAUUAUACUUCUGUGCCUGAGCCACAUGCAAGUGAGAAACAAUUAGAAGAUGCUUCCUUCCCUGAUACUCAGUUGCAUGAACAUGCUAUAUGCUGAGAAUAAUGGUUUUUUCAUUGCAUUUCACAGCAUAUGUCCGUGCCCUGUUCAGUUGUCAUACGAAAAAUUCUAACUGGUAGAUUGAGGGCAAAGUAGCAACUGGUAUUUAACUUUUCUAUGUUUAGGCCAUAAUUCCUUUAAAUUAAACAUGGAGAAGAUCAUGGUUAUGAAAAAGAGACUGGGCAAAGGAAAGGUCGAAGUCGGGGCCGAGGUAAGGGACGAGGUCGAGUGCAUUGUCAUCAGAAUAAUCGUGUGGGAACACCCCCUUCAAAUAAUACAAUUUUCACGGAUCGAGUAAUUGCCAAGCAACCACCAGGGCCCCGAAUGCCGGAUGGUACAAGAGGAUUUUGAAUGGGUAGGGGAAAGCCGGUAGCUGUUAAUAUAGCCUAAUUUGUUCGAUCAAUGCUGAUGCAAGUUUGUCGUUGUACUUGUAGCAAGUAUAUGUUGAUGCUGUAACAGUGUGAUUGUGACAGUACUAGUUUGGCUGGGGCAAUCUGAAACAAUCUUCUUAACGUGUUGUUUGUCUGUUAGAGACGAUGUGAACCGCCUAGAAAGUACAAAAGAAAUUUUAGGAUAGACUAAGGAGGGAGUCAGCUGUUAGGUGAAAAAAUGUGUGAAAAUGCAAGCAUGCAAUAUAAAGCUCGUUUGAUUGUGUGGAAAUAAAAUAUCUUAAGGCA
Messenger RNA from Vigna angularis (adzuki bean), 1082 nucleotides. RefSeq names its product la-related protein 6B. Bases 16 to 405 code for a protein of 129 amino acids. The record is from RefSeq and is a predicted model, not a curated record. The transcript has 5 exons. Gene Ontology annotation, molecular function: nucleic acid binding. Lineage: Eukaryota; Viridiplantae; Streptophyta; Magnoliopsida; Fabales; Fabaceae.